AGCUGCAGUGAGGGUGGAUCUCUGGAGCUGUCAGCUUGUACAACCCAUAGACAUCAGGGCUGGAGGGGAGAGAACAGGCUGCUCCAUGGCACAACCAUCACAAUAAUCUUAAUUCCUGCUCUCCCUCUCACAUUUCGUGUUCGCCCUCCCUCUAAUCCCGUUAGGAUUUACAUCCAGCCGCGCACGGAUCGCCUUUUAUAUAUUCGCAGCUGCUCUGCAAAAACAAAAGCCAUUCUCCAUCCAGGCUGCUCCAUCUGAGAGAUCACCGGCGGAGUCAUCGGAUACUGGCAUCGCUUCACCUGGCACCUGCCCCCGAUCCCACCGACCGACCAUCCAGAGAAGAGCCUGGCGAUGGGCGACAAAGGAACCAGAGUCUUUAAGAAAGCCAGUCCUAAUGGAAAGCUUACGGUGUAUCUGGGGAAGAGGGACUUUGUGGAUCACAUAGAUGUCGUGGACCCUGUAGAUGGAGUCGUUUUGGUGGAUCCUGAAUAUCUGAAGGAAAGGAAAGUGUUCGUCACGUUGACCUGUGCCUUUCGUUACGGACGCGAGGACCUCGAUGUUCUCGGGUUGACGUUUCGGAAGGAUCUUUUCGUGGCCAACAUUCAAGCCUUCCCCCCGGUCCCGGAAGAGAAGAAGCCGCUGACCAGACUGCAGGAACGCUUGAUAAAGAAGUUGGGCGAGCACGCCUACCCGUUCACCUUUGAGAUUCCACCAAAUCUCCCUUGUUCGGUGACUCUUCAGCCCGGCCCCGAGGACACCGGAAAGGCCUGCGGCGUGGACUAUGAGGUGAAGGCAUUCUGUGCUGAGACCCUGGAAGAAAAAAUCCACAAAAGGAAUUCCGUGCGGUUAGUGAUCAGGAAAGUGCAGUAUGCUCCAGAGAGGCCGGGACCCCAACCCAUGGCUGAGACCACCCGACAGUUCCUGAUGUCUGAUAAACCGCUGCACCUGGAAGCCUCACUAGAUAAAGAGAUUUACUACCACGGGGAGCCCAUCAAUGUCAAUGUCCACGUCACAAACAACACAAAUAAGACCGUCAAGAAGAUUAAAAUCUCAGUGCGCCAGUACGCCGACAUCUGUCUCUUCAACACGGCGCAGUACAAGUGCCCGGUGGCGGUGGAGGAGGCUGACAAUGACGUUGUGGCGCCCAGCUCCACAUUUUGCAAGGUCUACACGUUGACUCCCUACUUGGCCAACAACCGGGAGAAGCGAGGCCUGGCGCUGGAUGGGAAACUGAAGCAUGAAGACACCAACCUGGCAUCUAGUACUCUGUUGAGAGAUGGAGCCAACAAGGAGAUCCUUGGAAUAAUUGUCUCAUACAAGGUCAAAGUGAAGCUGGUCGUGUCACGAGGAGGCCUUCUGGGAGACCUUGCCUCAAGUGACGUUGCUGUAGAGCUGCCUUUUACUUUAAUGCACCCGAAACCCAAGGAGGAGCCUCUUCACCGGGAAGUUCCUGAGAGUGAAGCUCCUAUAGAUACAAAUCUCAUAGAAUUUGAUACACACGAUGACGACAUCGUUUUUGAAGAUUUUGCUCGUCAAAGACUGAAAGGGAUGAAAGACGACAAGGAAGAGGACGACGAAGAAACAAACUCUCCUGCGAAUGACAGAUAAACAGGGACCCGUUGUAAUCUUAUCACAGUGUUAAACUCGUGGAUUGGGCUUCUUUAUUCGUACUCUAAAGAGCCCUCCCCCCCAACAAAAAAAAUAAGUUACCCAGAUUCUGGCAGCCCUUAUAAUCUUCUUGCUGUGCCAUAAUUGUCGAUCCGCAUCUCGCUACUUCUUUUCACUUCUGGCUAACACUAUCUUAAAUUUAAAGUACAAUCAUGAUUCGUGCAACCGAUUACUGUACGUGAGGAGUUCUUGUAGCACUUUUCUAUUAACCGAGUCUUUUAUGCAUUUUGUAUAAUUACGGUAGUAUCAUACAAGUAUUUGUUAUGGAAAACAAAAAGGUAGUAAAAAAAAAUCACAUAGCUUUGAAGGAAAUCAAAAGCAAACACCUUUUAUACAAAACAAAGCACUCUCGACAGCUACCGUAUUACAGUGUGUUAGUCAAUGUGGUGAGAUCUAAUGGCACUUUACUAUGUUCAAAAAUUUCUUUCAUAGGAAUUCAAAAAUAGGAAGAGAAUUUUUUUGAUACAAAAAGGACAUUUUUUGUCUGAAUUACGAGAGGACUACUACUCCGUUCUAUUCUGAAGAGUAAUCUGCCUUAGUCAUGUAUUGAGUAUAGAGGCCGAGCGGUCCAGUAAAUCUUUCCUAUCACCCUACAUGAGACGUAAUGUCAUCUGAAAUUUUGAGAUUUAAGUCAAUAUUUUGUCAUUCACCGGGUAUCUGGUGAGGACUGGUUUUGCCCAGAUAAAUAAUUUGUGAUUAUUAGCCAUUCUUAGGCCUAUUUGGCAAAUAGAUAAAUGGCUACUCAUGAGAAUUAAUGUACAAUGUUUAACCCAAAAGAUUUUUGGACAAUAUUUUGGUGGAACUCAUUAAAGGAGGCUUUCUUAAGCGGAAUCCUUUACCUAAAACAGUCUUUAAGACUGGGUGUUUGAAUAACUCAUUUCAUAAUCCAAUUUUGGAAUAUUAUUCCAUUAUUAUUUUUGAAAUUUUUCCUUUUUCAACUUUUUUAUUAUAAUAGCAUAUAAUCGUAUUGUACAUGCCUUUUUGUUUUUAUUCAUAAGCUAGAAAGUAUGACUGGCAAAACAAAAAAAAAUAUUUUGGAUUUUUUUUGUUUCAGCUGCACAAUACAAAAAAAAUCUCUUAAUUUGGUCAAAUUUUUAACCAAAUAUUUUUUUUUAUUUCAUCAUCUUCUGAAAUUUCUUCUGUAUAAUUUUUUUUUUUUUUUUAAUCUCGUAAUCCAACAAAGAUCCAUCAUAUGAUCAAAAGCAAGACAAAAAAAAAGUUUAUUUUUAGAGUGGAGUGUAGGGGUAAAAUUAAAGAUUUUUCUUAUUUUUAUUAUUAUGGGUGUACUCAUUGUUUAGGUCUGAACACAGACAUAGAAAAUUCAGUGUGGCGAUUUUUUAAAAUUGUAAAACAAAAAAAAAAAAUCAACUGUCAUAAAAAUUACUGCCCCAAUUUUUUUUUAAAAAGCUUCUCAGUUUGAGAGAAAGAUAAGAAGAUCCUAUUACUAUUUAAGUUUUUAAGUUUGAAAUAUUUUAAUUAAUAAACAAACAAAUAAUAUAUAUAUAUAUAUAUAUAUAUAUAUAUAUAUAUAUAUACUUUUUUUUUUUUACUUAAACCCCUAAAAAACAUAAAUUCUUAGGGCAUGUUAAUGGCCUAUAUUUUUCUGUUUUAAUCAGGAUAUUGGGUUCAGUUUUCUCAACAUUAUUUUUUGCUUUCCUAUUGAUCAAAGCCUGACGUGCUCUUGCAAUGUGAUACGAACUGGAAUUGUGGGAAAAUUUAAAAAAUAUUGCACAUGUAGGUCACCUGGUCUUCAGAAUCCAAAUAUGAGUCGUACUGGGAGUUUUUCUGAUAUCCAUUUUUCAAUAAAAUAUUGAUCCCUGAAUUGGCAUGAAUAUGCGGUAACUAUAUCUGUUCUCUUUAAAGCUAUAGCCAGUGUUAGUUAGUGUCGUGUCUACCUAAAAACUAACAAAGCUUUUUUGAGAGAGAUGGAAAUUUGUAAUCAUCUGAUGUGUAAAAAAAAAUUAUUUUGAAGAUGAUAUGGAUCAUAUUAUACAUAUUUAAUCAUCUCCAAAGUCAUAAAAUAAGGGUUGCCAUUCAACAUUUUUUUUU
Messenger RNA from Hyla sarda, 3717 nucleotides. Its product is annotated as beta-arrestin-1. The record is from RefSeq and is a predicted model, not a curated record. Bases 352 to 1608 code for a protein of 418 amino acids. NCBI's taxonomy places the organism in Eukaryota, Metazoa, Chordata, Amphibia, Anura, Hylidae. Gene Ontology annotation, molecular function: G protein-coupled receptor binding. The transcript is spliced from 16 exons. Gene Ontology annotation, biological process: G protein-coupled receptor internalization; visual perception; signal transduction.